AUGGACGUCGCCAACCCGCGGAGGAUCCUGGCCGUCAGCCUCGACACCCAAGCCGACCAGUUGAGCAGGGUGAUCAAAGACCUCACCGGCUCCUCGCCAGGCGCGCCGCCCCCCUCCCUCGCCGGCACGACGCACAGCUUCGCCCUCAAGACGCGAUACUACUCGGCCACCGUCCCCAUAUGGCUGGACCUCGUCGCCUCGCCGGCUGAGUGGUCCGCGUCCUUCCUGUCCGCCGAAGCGGCCGAGGUGCUCGCCGUGCUGGGCGGCCUCGUCGUCGUCUUCGCCCUGCCGCCGCCGUCGUCGUCGUCCGAGAGCGCCCCCCGGGUCCGCGAGCUGAUCCGCCACGUGGGACGGGUGGUCAACGACGGCCUGGGCGGCUGGGAAUGGGACGGCGUCCGCCUGGCCGUGGGCGUGGGCGCGCACGACAGCGACGGCGGCGGCGGCGGCGACGCCGAGGACGGCUACUGGGACUGGGACGAGCUCUGCGCCGAGGCGGCGCUCGAGUUUGUCCGCAUCGGCGCCCGGCAGCAGCCCGAUGUGAACGAGCUUGGCGGCAUCCCGCGCGUCAGGGAGGCCCUCGAGUCAAACGACUACUGGGCGCAGGACGCUCCCUCUGACUUUGGCGACUUUGAAGACGCGCCCGACAAGGACGACGCCGACGGUCUGGAUUUCGGCCUCGACGGCGCCGACUUGGAGGGUCUGAGACGGGCCAUCUGGGACGCGGGGCCUAGGGACGAACCUUUGGCUCUGACUACCGAUCCUGGUGCCGCGGCCGGGGCCGGGGCCGACGAGGACGUGGACGUGGACGUGGACGAGGUGGAGAACAUGAUGAGGAGGCUGCAGGCGGUGAGGGACGCGGGAGAGGGGCUGCCCGACGCGCAGAGGAGGCGGAUGGCUGCGAGAGCCGUCGGGCAAGUUCUGAGGGACCUUGGAUAA
Molecule: messenger RNA, 936 nt
Organism: Metarhizium album ARSEF 1941
Lineage: Eukaryota; Fungi; Ascomycota; Sordariomycetes; Hypocreales; Clavicipitaceae
Product: Alpha/gamma-adaptin-binding protein p34
Exons: 3
Coding region: 1-936 (311 amino acids)
Biological process (GO): vesicle-mediated transport
Molecular function (GO): protein-macromolecule adaptor activity
Source: RefSeq, a predicted model, not a curated record